AUGUCCUAUAUAGUAUCUAACAACAACUUGACGGGAGCAUUGCCAGCAUGGAUCUGCAAUUUGAGUUCAGCAAUCACACUGGACUUGUCUUCUAACAAUUUGACCGGCGUGCUUCCUAUUUGUUUGGGCAAUAUCAGCGAAUCACUCCUGGUAUUGAACCUAAAAGGCAACAAUUUCCACGGGAGCAUUCCAGAGCUCUCAGUGAGGGGGAUGCAAUUGACGAUGAUUGAUUUGAGUGAUAACCAGUUGCAAGGUAAUUUACCGAGGUCCUUAGCCAAUUGCAAAAAGCUCGAGUUCAUCAACUUUGCAAACAAUCUUAUCAUGGACACCUUCCCAUCAUGGUUGGGAUCACUACCGGAGCUUCAUAUCCUUAUUUUGCGAUCCAAUAAAUUCCACGGUGUUAUAGAGAGACCUCAAUUGAGUCAUGCGUUCCCUAAGUUGCGGAUACUUGACCUCUCUUCUAAUGCAUUUGUCGGUAAGUUGCCCAUGGAAUUCUUUCAGUCUUGGAAUGCCAUGAAAUUCGAGACGCGGAACUUUACAUACAUGUAUGAAGAUCUAUAUCCGUCAGCAUUCCUUGCGUUCACCUACUAUGGCAAUUACGAUUUUUCCAUGAUGGUGAUUUACAAAGGGCUCAAAUCGUAUUACCCAAAGGUACCCAAAGUCUUAACGAUCAUUGACCUCUCCAGCAAUUUGUUAAAAGGAGAGAUCCCCAGUGUCAUAGGCGAUUUCAAAGGAUUGCAAGGGCUUAACCUUUCCAAUAAUUCCUUCACUGGUUACAUCCCAUCAUCGUUAGGGAAUCUCACGGCGCUUGAGUCAUUAGACCUUUCUCGAAAUAAACUCUCUGGACAAAUCCCUCAGAAGCUAAUAGAACUCGGGUUCCUUUCUUUCCUAAACCUGUCUUAUAACAAUUUGACCGGGUCUGUGCCUAGAGGGAAACAGUUCGAUACGUUUUCAAAUGACUCUUUUGAAGGAAACUUGGGAUUGUGUGGGGACUUCAUAUUCACGAAAUGUCAACCUUCAACCUACCAAGAAGAAGACUUGGGAUCACCAAUUGAACUCAAUUGGAAAAUUGUUCUUAUGGGGUAUGGGAGCGGCUUAGUGAUUGGAGUGGUCAUCGGAAAUGCAUUCAUCUCUUGGAAACAUGAUUGGUUUGAAGGAAAUGCUAGGAGAAGGCAACGGCCUAGUCGGAGGCAGCCUAGGAGAGUGGGCUCUAAUCCGACCUUUGAAGUGACAUUUAGGACACAAUUCGCAUACCAGAACUGUACCAAAUGUGGACCUGAGGAGGUCCUUAAACUGCUCAUAGGGGAACAACCCAACCGGAGGGAUAACCUCCCUGGGGUGGGAGUCCCCGAGGUUGGGCCCCGUAUCCCGCCUCUCAGGGGAGAAACAGUACUGAGAGGAGCGAGGGGGUUGCAGCUACCGGGGCGUGAUUUCCCAUCCCUGUCGUCAUCUGCCGCCCCGCGUAGCUUCGAGCUCCAAGCCUGCGACGCCAUGAUCACUUGGGAUCGAGAGUUCUUCGAGGAAGUCGAUGAGAAGCUCCCGGUUGAGCACAAUUCCCUCCCCACCGUUCGCGUUAACAGAGCAGAAGCAGAGUCUGCAAGAACCCAACAAAACCCUCGCAACCGCAAUCACAGGAGCAGCCAUGGCUGA
This is a messenger RNA of Eucalyptus grandis, 1650 nucleotides long. RefSeq names its product receptor-like protein 33. The record is from RefSeq and is a predicted model, not a curated record. Lineage: Eukaryota; Viridiplantae; Streptophyta; Magnoliopsida; Myrtales; Myrtaceae. The transcript has 3 exons. Gene Ontology annotation, molecular function: protein binding. The coding region runs from base 1 to 1650 and encodes 549 amino acids.